AUGACCCGUCCAACCCACCGCGCCUACCACUCAAUUGCCACCCCACGGCUGCUCAUUCGUAGUGCCGUCCCAUCGGAUGCCCAAGCAAUCGCCUCUCUCCGCGGCGAUCCAAAAAACAACCCCUACACGCCUGUCGAGCCCAACCUAUCAGCCGCGGUCUUCGAGGACAGAAUCCGCACCUGGACGGCCAGUGCCCAGGAAGGCAAAAAUGCCUUCAUGGUGAUUAUACUUCUAGAUAAUCCGACCUCAUCUGAUGGUGCUGGGAAUUUGAUCGGGUUCGGGGGCUUUAACUGUUUCGAAGCCGAGAGUGAUUCUCCUACUGCGCAAGUCGUUGCAGACACAGGAGUGAUGAUUGAUCAUGAAUAUUGGGGGACGGGGUAUGCGCGGGAGGCGGUCUGCGCGACGGUGGAGUAUGGAUUAUAUACGCUUGGAUGUGGGCAGAUCACGAUGGACACGAGCGUGGAUAAUGAGCCGUGGCGAGGGUUGAUGCGGUCGAUUGGGCUAGGGCCGGUGGAACGGCUGCGAGAGGUUGGUGGAGAAGCAAAUCCGCAGCAGGAGUGGGUGUAUCGGUUCGGGAGAUCUGAGUGGGAGAAAGCAAGGCAGCAAAUGAUGGCUGGUGGGAAGUGGAUGUUGGACAAGACUCUAUAG
Molecule: messenger RNA, 648 nt
Organism: Penicillium lagena
Lineage: Eukaryota; Fungi; Ascomycota; Eurotiomycetes; Eurotiales; Aspergillaceae
Product: GNAT family N-acetyltransferase
Exons: 1
Coding region: 1-648 (215 amino acids)
Molecular function (GO): acyltransferase activity, transferring groups other than amino-acyl groups
Source: RefSeq, a predicted model, not a curated record